This is a messenger RNA of Chenopodium quinoa (quinoa), 501 nucleotides long. RefSeq lists its product as uncharacterized. Gene Ontology annotation, molecular function: nucleic acid binding; RNA-DNA hybrid ribonuclease activity. The coding region runs from base 1 to 501 and encodes 166 amino acids. The transcript has a single exon. NCBI's taxonomy places the organism in Eukaryota, Viridiplantae, Streptophyta, Magnoliopsida, Caryophyllales, Amaranthaceae. The record is from RefSeq and is a predicted model, not a curated record.
AUGGUUUGGGCAAUUUGGUUCUGCAAAAAUAAGCUCUUAUUUGAGAACAGAUCACUGAAUGCUAAUUACACGGCUACAACCUUUGUAAAGAAUGUAAUGGAGUACAAUGGCUACGCGCAUAAGGUCUUCAACAAGGCCAAUAUGGUGGAAACAGGUCUGAUCUCAAGAUGGAAUUGCCCUCCUGCUAGAACAGCGAAGAUCAAUAUGGAUGCCCACCUUGCUAAUGGGUACACUACAAUAGGAGCUGCGAUCAGAAAUAGUCAGGGUGAGCUUUUGGUUGCUGCAGUCCGUAAAUUCUCAGGGGAUUGGGAGGUUGAUCAUGCUGAAGCGGCCGCUGUUCGAUAUGGUCUACAAGUUGCUAGGAGGCUGGGGUAUAGCAGUGUUUGGGUUGAGAGUGACUCUCUCAAUGUCACAAAGAGGAUCAACAACAAUGCACAAGGCCGAUCUCUCCUUUUUUUAUUGAUUGAUGAUAUUUACAAGCUUUUUUUUUUUCUUUUUUAA